AAUAAAGAAAUAACAAUGAAUGACAAAAACACAGUGUUAGAGAGACUAAGCAGAAGAGAUGCACAAAGACUGGAAAAGCUGCACAAGGCACACAAAGCCAGAGAAGAAGUAGAUGCCUGUAAUGAAAAUGAAGAAUAUUUCUUUGGAGCAUUCAAAAUAAAAUCAGAGUACAUUGAAGACUUACUCUCUCAAGUACCCACAUUGGAGAUUAAAACUCUCCCAUCUCACUUUGAUAAUAUUAAGAAAGAAGUCAAUGAGUUGCAAAAAUAUGUGAUCACAUCAGCUCUGUUCUUGAAGGAGUUUAACAUGCGCAAAUAUUUGGGAAUAGUUCAAAAUCUCCAAACAAAAUGCUACGAGUUAGAAGACCGAUAUGUACCAAGAAAAAAAUUUGGUUUCACUAGAAAGAAGUUGCCUAGAUCAGAUAAUCAGAAACAGAACUUGGCGGAUGAGCAUGAUGGUGCAGGAAAACCAGACAGCAACAAAUGGGAUGAAAAACUUUUCGGAUUUGAUGUUAAAGAAAAUGAAAUAUUGGCAUUGCAGAAUGAUGAACUAUUUCAAAGGGAUGUAACAUUACGCAAUUUGAAGAACUGCACAGUUAGUUUGAAGGGUGUAAUGGGUACAUUGCACAUGAACAACUUAGACAAUUGCAUUAUUCUGUCUGGCCCAGUAACUUCUUCCGUCUUUAUAGAUAAAUGUACAAAUUGCAAGAUUGUAGUGGCAUGCCAGCAGCUGAGAAUGCACACCUCGUUGAAAUGCGAUAUCUAUUUGCAUGUAACAAGUAAAGGUAUUGUAGAAGACUGCACAGACAUCAGGACAGCACCAUAUAAUUUAAAGUAUGAUGACUUAGAGAAGCAUUUUAGUAUGUCAUUGUUAGACAAGAAGAGCAAUAAUUGGAACUGUUUAGAUGACUUCAACUGGCUUGCUCCUGAUAUCCCAUCCCCUAAUUGGUCUAUUUUAGAUGUUUCUGAUCGAGUCAAUGAUUGGAGUGAAUACUGGUCAAAAACUCCUUGAAGGCAAUGAAAGUUCAAGAAAUAAACUGGUAUCUAAUUUUAAUACUUUACUAAUCAGGACUGAGACAUUCCGAAUGGAGUUGGAUAAAACCUUCACUACCUAAAUAAAUUUUAAUACUUGAUUAAUAUUUAUCAUACAUAUACAUUAGUUACAGAAAUAAUUCAGUGUCUCAAGGCUUUGCAACAUUAAUAAAAUUAUUUGUCCCAAAAAGACAUGUUUAACCUGAGUUUAAUAUGGAAUAAUUCAUCAUAUGAAUAGUAGAAGUGGCAUUUGCAAUAAUAAUCAAUUAAAAUCCUUGUUUUAACUGCUUAGUUAAUCUACAUUGAUAUAGAUAGCAUUUGUUAGAUUGGAAAACAAUUUAUAUAAUAAAGCCUUUUAUCAUAUUA
Molecule: messenger RNA, 1397 nt
Organism: Leguminivora glycinivorella
Lineage: Eukaryota; Metazoa; Arthropoda; Insecta; Lepidoptera; Tortricidae
Gene: TBCC
Product: tubulin-specific chaperone C
Exons: 1
Coding region: 16-1011 (331 amino acids)
Biological process (GO): tubulin complex assembly; post-chaperonin tubulin folding pathway
Cellular component (GO): cytoplasm
Molecular function (GO): tubulin binding
Source: RefSeq, a predicted model, not a curated record